AUGGAAGGAAAACCAAGAAGUGUUUCCAUUCUCCUCUUCCUUUCCAUCCCCUGCAUUUUCCUUUCCCUCUCCACCACCACUCUCUCCACUUCACUGCAGUUCCAAACCCUAACCCUCAACUCCCUUCCUAACAAACCCACUCUCUCAUGGGCCGACACCGUACCCGAAUCCGAAACCCAAACACUCACCGACCCAACAAUAUCAGAAGACUCCACCACCACUUCUCUCUCCGUACAGUUACACCACAUAGAUGCCUUGUCUUCAGACAAAACCUCUGAAGAUCUCUUCUACUCAAGACUUGCACGUGAUGCCGCACGUGUCAAAUCUUUAACUUCUCUUGUUGCAGCCGUUGGCGGUAGAAACCAUACUCGCGCUCGCCGCCCUGGGUUCAGUAGUUCUGUUAUCUCAGGACUCGCUCAAGGGAGUGGAGAGUACUUCACGCGCCUCGGUGUAGGGACCCCAGCAAGAUACGUCUUCAUGGUGCUCGACACUGGAAGCGACGUUGUUUGGAUCCAGUGUGCUCCGUGCAAAAAAUGUUACUCUCAAACCGACCCGGUUUUUGACCCGACUAAAUCCAGAUCCUUCGCUAAUAUCCCCUGUGGGUCACCCUUGUGUAGGAGACUUGAUUCUGGAGGUUGCAGCACGAAAAAGCAGAUUUGUCUCUAUCAAGUGUCUUACGGCGACGGUUCGUUCACAUUUGGUGAUUUCUCAACUGAAACGUUGACGUUUAGAGGUUCUAGAGUUGGUCGCGUGGCGCUUGGUUGUGGGCAUGAUAAUGAAGGGCUUUUUGUUGGUGCUGCUGGGUUGUUGGGACUUGGUAGGGGAAAAUUAUCCUUUCCUUCACAAAUCGGUCGCCGGUUCAACCGUAAGUUUUCUUACUGUUUGGUGGAUCGGUCUGCUUCUUCUAAACCGUCUUCUAUGGUUUUUGGUGACUCUGCUAUUUCAAGAACCGCCCGGUUCACUCCUUUGUUGUCGAACCCGAAAUUAGACACCUUUUAUUAUGUUGAGCUUCUCGGGAUUAGUGUCGGUGGAACGCGUGUCUCUGGGAUCACAGCUUCUUUAUUCAAACUUGACACUACAGGAAAUGGUGGGGUUAUAAUAGAUUCGGGUACUUCGGUGACCCGGCUGACCCGGCCUGCUUAUGUGGCUCUACGGGAUGCUUUCCGGGUCGGAGCAUCCAGUUUGAAACGGGCACCGGAAUUCUCAUUGUUUGACACGUGUUUUGAUUUGUCUGGGAAGACGGAGGUGAAGGUGCCAACAGUGGUCCUACAUUUUAGAGGUGCUGACGUUCCAUUGCCGGCGUCGAACUAUUUGAUACCCGUGGAUAACAGUGGGAGUUUUUGCUUUGCGUUUGCAGGUACAAUGAGUGGAUUGUCAAUAAUCGGAAAUAUCCAACAACAAGGUUUCCGUGUUGUGUAUGACUUGACGGCCUCACGGAUCGGAUUUGCUCCCCGUGGAUGUGCUUAG
Messenger RNA from Dovyalis caffra, 1467 nucleotides. The record is from the annotation of a GenBank genome assembly. NCBI's taxonomy places the organism in Eukaryota, Viridiplantae, Streptophyta, Magnoliopsida, Malpighiales, Salicaceae.